Molecule: messenger RNA, 11294 nt
Organism: Podarcis lilfordi (Lilford's wall lizard)
Lineage: Eukaryota; Metazoa; Chordata; Lepidosauria; Squamata; Lacertidae
Source: the annotation of a GenBank genome assembly
GUAGCUCUUGGCUCCGCUCUGCAACUCUCCGGUUUCCAUCGGAGUUGGGGAGGAGGGAAGAGAGGGGAGGGAGAGAGGAGGGUGGGGAGGGGGGAAAGAAGGCCGGCCGGCGGAGCUGGCUUGCGGCCUCCUUCGCCAGAGUAAGCGGUCCUCCUCAUUCCCCAAGCAUCCCGGAGCGCCAGCUUGCCAGCCCAGCCGCAGAGCGCCGCCGCCGCGUGAGUAUCGCAGAUCCACGCGGGGUGGUGGGCUAGGGAGGCUGGGCGACGGGUUCCCAACUUGCCUGCUUGGAGCAGCAGUUUCUCCCGACUUUGCUGACACCACCUUGCUUUUGUUUUGGGACCGACGCGAUCCCUUUAGAAGAUCACCCGGGAGUUGAGAAAUGCCUAGCGGGAGGAGAUUUUGCUUUCUUUGGGAUUGAUUUUAAUCCGAGCCACCCAAAAAGCCUUGCCCAAAAAAAUAUACUGGAAGAAAGAGCUGCUCUCUUGGGGAAAUUGAAAUAAAAAUGGCCAAAGUUUGUGGAUUUUUAAAAAGAAUGGCCUGAUCUGGACCCCACUAAGGGGCGGUGGGCGGUGGUCUGGAUUUCAAUUUCGAGUUAGUCCGGUUUUUAAUUGAGUAUUCAUUCUGAUUUGUUCCGCAGUGGUGAGCCUAAUUUGCUUGUGGAUUGUUUAUACAUCUUCCCAUGAAUUAGCCAUUCAUCCCACACUUUUCCAUGCAUUUUCCCAUCACUUUCUCAGCCACCAAAAGUCUGGGUUGGUUGUUUUUUUAAAAGUGGAUUUGUUGCUCCAGGGGAAGAGAGUGCUGUAAUCUACUUGAAUUGUGCAAACCUAGAUUUCCUGGGAUGCUCUUGAAGCCUUCCUGCAAAAUAACAUACAGGAUACGCCCAGAGGAGCAUCUGUUGAACAUUACAGAAUUUGAACUCGGGUCUCCUGGUCCUAACCAAACAUAGGUCACUCUGACUCUUGGGAAGGUGUGGGAAUGAGGGGCUUUGAUUGCUGCAAGUGCCCCACAAGUUGGAAAGAAAGUCAACCGUUCUGGACUGAUAUUCACCAUUAUAUCUCACGCACAGACACCUCAGCCGCACAAAAGUAACAUUCAUAUUAUAUGCAAAAGUCACUGCUACUUGCAAUCCACAGGUAGGAGACUAAUACUAAAAGUCAGUAAUGAAACUUGGUUUUUGCUGAAUGCUUAAAAGGGCCUUGUGCCCUUUAUUCUCAGUAAUCAUUGCAACAGUCCUGCAAAACUGGACUGUUUUAUUAACCCCAUUUUGCAAUCCAUUGUAGAUCAGACAGACCAGUAGAGAUCCUAGAGCCGUGAAGAUAGAACUAUAUGCCAAUGGCUCAUUUUUCUGCCUAUAUUAGUACUGUUGCAUGUCACCCCAAUCUGAGCUAUGUGAGAUUCCAGGGGCACCAGGGAUUACCCAGGGUUUGGUUUCCUCAGAGUGAGGAACAACAGAGACAUUUAUCUUUUUGAUAUAUUUACACAUAUAUAAAACCUGAGCCUGGGUGUAUGGGGUGUUAGGGGGUGGAUAGUACCUUUGCUGGGGGGUACCCCACCCUGCACUCAGCUCUCACCUGUGGUUCCUAGAAGCUGUGAGCAUGCGACAGCAGCCACACCCUGGGAAUGGCUUUGGCUGGCUAGCUAAACCAAGUGAGGGUACCUGAUGGGUUUCAAACCCUCGGUGAGUUAGGGACUUCCCCUGCAUGCAAAGACAGGCUCUGGCAGAUUGAGCAGACAAGACCAAUAGUCUCUUGACCAAUGGUCAAGAAAGUGGUUUCUCCACAUGCUUUAGGGGGAAGGGGCAGAUGGGGCUCGUCAACCUGGGAAGGUAGCACAUCUAGCAGAUGGAAAACUCUGAUCCUCCACUGCCUUGCUGGAUAUAUUUGGGAGAAGAACCCUACCCAAAUCUGGAGACCCUAAGACAGUUGGAUGCUGCCUUGUGCACCUCCUUAAGGCAACUCCUGCAGCCAAGCUGGUGCCAAACGUCUUGCUCCGCUUUCCUGUGGACCCUGCCAAUGAUGCCAAGAGUCUUGUUGUCUCGGCAGUUCAGGACCUCUGUACACACUGCCCAGGCUUGCACCCCAAGGAGGUCACUUCAGUGCUGAUAAUGCAGCAGUUUGACUUCACCCACACACCCUGGCUAGCCAUAGCAGAGGUUAAGAAAUAUAGGGACCAGGCUCCCCAAAGAACAUCCUUCUUUUUUCUCUUCUUUGGUGAUCACUUGUAGCCGAGUAAAAUUGUCUUCCAUGAACACGGUCUUAACAGUGAGUCUGUAAGUGACUGUGGAGGCCAAUUCUGGAUGUCCUUCCACAGUGGGGACAUACCGUAUUUUUCGCUCUAUAAGACGCACCAGACCACAAGACGCACAAAGUUUUUGGAGGAGGAAAACAAGAAAAAAAAUAUUCUGAAUCUCAGAAGCCAGAACACAGCUUCUUGCUGUUCUGGCUUCUGGGAUAGCUGCGCAGCCUGCAUUCACUCCAUAAGACUCACACACGUUUCCCCUUACUUUUUAGGAGGGAAAAAGUGAGUCUUAUAGAGCAAAAAAUACGGUAGGUUUCCGGAUGGGAGUUGGCCAUGGUGAGGGUUUGCCAAACGUGCCUUCCUCUUAGCAUGUUUCUCCCUUUCAUCCUGAUUAUGAGCGUGUUCAAAGUCCACAGCACCUUUGGUAAAGGCUGUUCUCCAAUUGGAGCGCUCACAGGCCAGUGUUUCCUAAUUGUCGGUGUUUAUACUACAUUUUUAAAGAUUUGCCUUGAGAGAGCCUUUAAACCUCUUUUGUUGACCACCAGCAUUACGCUUUCCAUUUUUAAGUUCGGGAUAGAGUAGUUGCUUUGGAAGACAAUAUUCAAUAUGACCAGUCUUCAGCCCGUUUAUGUUGAAGAAUCGUUGCUUCGGCACUCACCCCCCUACACCCCCAAUCCUCACCAGGCUCAGGCAAUGCCGAAAGAAUGCAAAGCAUCGAGAUUUUGGAUGGGCUCGCUGCAUUCCAGUCCUGUUAGCUAUAGCUAAAUCCCAAAGCUGAAACUUAUAGGAGCUCUUAAGACAACCUGGACUCUUGCAAAAAGUGGCAAAAGAUGGCAGGGCCAGGAGGGAGAGGGGAAGAAAAGAGAAAGGAAAGGAGAAAUAGAUGAGCAAAUUGUCAGAACAGGCUGGCUGGCAGGCAGAAGGAGGAGAAAACCAGGACAAAAGUUCACAGGCUGAUUCUGUGGUUUGAAGGCUGUGUUGCGUGCCCAGCUGGCUCCUGGCAUCAGUUGUGCCUCUAGAGGACUAGCCUCUUGGGAGGCUGUGGAUUCUUUUCUCUGAUUCCAUGGGAGGCGAAAGGAGCGUGACAUCCUAGGCGGUUGCUUAAAAGCCAGUUGACAUUUCCUCCUCUCUCUCUCUCUCUUCCCGCUGCCCCCAUCGCUCACCACAAAAUACACAAAAUGCAGCUCAGGAAAGCCAGAGAAUUCUGAGCCAUUUGAAGCUCCCAAGUGUUCCAAGGGAAUCAUAUGCAUUAAUGGAUUUAGGUUGCACAAUUGCUAGUCUUACAGUUGGAUUAGGGUGUGGAGGCUCCCUGGGAGAUCAGCCAUGGGGGUGGGUGUCUAAGAGGCAAUACUCUGCUCUGGUUUUGCUGGAGUUCUUCUAACUUUUCACGCAACGGUUGCUGCGAUUAAUUUCUGCAGGGAGAGGUGGAAUGCUAACCUGAAUAAAAACCAGUUGGACCUGGAAUCUUAGCUGCAGGUCUGUGGGAUGAGGGGGGUGAGAUAAAGGCACUCUGCACAUGCUCAGUGGCACCAUCUUUCAAAUAAAACCAGCCGGAACGUUGUGUGGAUUGAACCAAGAUGGGGAGAACCAUGUACACCACCUUGUGUUCCUUGGAGGUAGGAUAGCAAUAUAAUAAAUGAAUAAUAAUAAAUACUCUGAAUGACUAAAACUCUGGAAAUCUAAUGCACCAGGGAACAACAUAAAAUCAUAGGGAGCUACCUUAGACUGAGUCGCACCCUUGAUCCAUCAAGCUCUGUACAAUCUACACAGAUUGGCUGUGGUUCUCCAGGGCUUCCCUACCUUGGAAAUGCAAGGAUUGAACCCCAGAGACGUUCCGCAUGCAGAGCAGGUGCUCUCCCACUGAGCUGGAGCCCUUUCCCUGCUCAGUCUAGUCUAGGCCAAGCCUUCUAGCUUAGUUCUUUCCAGCUGCACUUCUUCCUAUUUGCAGUGAUUUUUUUUUUUGUUUUAACUGUGUGGGACAACAUAAAAAGAGCCCAGCUACUGGGUCUGACCAAAGGCCCAUCUACAUAGCCCAGCAUCCUCACAGAGACCAAUCAGGAGCCGGUGGGGAACCCGCAAGCGGGACCCGAGGGCAACAGCACUCUCCCCCGCUUGUGAUUUCCAGGAACUGCUAUUCAGAGGCUACUGAAUACCAAACCAGUCAUACUGCAGACAGUACAUAGGCAUCACAACUAGUAGCUACUGGUAGUCUUGAAUUUGUCUUUCAAAGCCAUCCAGUUGGCAGCCAUCACUGCCACUUCUGGAGAGGGGGAAAAAUCAAUAGUUUAACUAUGUUAGCUGGCAAACUUCAGAAGGCUGGGGAAAGCAGAGAUGGUCUCAGCUGAUGGGCAGGUUUAUAUGGGGCAAAGCAGCCCUUAAGGCAUCCCAGGGCCAGAUUUAAUAGACCUACAGGUGAAACUAGAAAAAUUAGAAUAUUGUGGAAAAGUUCAUUUAUUUCAGUAAUUCAACUUAAAAGGUGAAACUAAUAUAUGAGAUAGACUCAUGACAUGCAAAGCGAGAUAUGUCAAGCCUUUAUUUGUUAUAAUUGUGAUGAUCACGCUGUACAGCUGAUGAAAACCCCAAAUUAACAAUCUCAGAAAAUUAGAAUAUUAAAUGAAAUCAGCAAAACAAGGACUGCAAAUAGAGCAAUAUUGGACCUCUGAGAAGUAGAAGCAUGCAUAUGUACUCAGUGCUUGGUUUGGGCCCCUUUUGCAUCUAUUACUGCCUCAAUGCAGUGUGGCAUGGAUGCUAUCAGCCUGUGGCACUGCUGAGGUGUCAUGGAAGACCAGGUUGCUUCAAAAGGAGCCUUCAGCUCUUCUGCAUUGCUCGGUCUCAUGUCUCCCAUCUUUCUCUUGGCAAUGCCCCAUAGAUUCUCUAUGGGGUUCAGGUCAGGUGAGUUUGCUGGCCAAUCAAGCACAGUGAUCCCAUGGGCAUUGAACCAGGUUUUGGUACUUUUGGCAGUGUGGGCAGGUGCCAAAGUCCUGCUGGAAAAUGAAGUCAGCAUCCCCAUAAAGCUAGUCUGCGGAAGGAAGCGUGAAGUGCUCCAAAAUCUCCUGGUAGACGGCUGCGUUGACCCUGGACUUAAUGAAGCACAGUGGACCAACACCAGCUGAUGACAUGGCUCCCCAAAUCAACACAGACUGUGGAAACUUCACACUGGACUUCAAGCAUCUGGCAUUGUGUGCCUCCCCAUUCUUCCUCCAGACUCUGGGUCCUUGGUUACCAAAUGAGAUGCAAAAGCUGCUCUCAUCAGAAAAGAGAUUUGCAUGCUUCUACUUCUCAGAGGUCCAAUAUUGCUCUAUUGGCAGUCCUUGUUCUGCUGAUUUCAUUUAAUAUUCUAAAUAUUCACAAUUAUAACAAAUAAAGGCUUGACAUAUCUCGCUAUGCAUGUCAUGAGUCUAUGUCAUAUAUUAGUUUCGCCUUUUAAGUUGAAUUACUGAAAUAAAUGAACUUUUCCACAAUAUUCUAAUUUUUUGAGUUCCACCUGUAGUUACCUAGGUUGAGUAGGAAUUUCAUGCAGGUGACCAUUCAAGGAAGGUUUACUAAACUUGGUCCUUUGGGGGCAUAAACGCAUCGGAUUAGGUAAGCUAUAAAAAAUAAAUAAAUUUGUGGACCUGUUUGCAAAAAACCACUUCCCUGAGACCCUUUGGAGGUAUCUGACAAACUCCUCUCUCUGUAGACCCCCCAGAAAUGGAGCAUGCCGUCUACCUCUUCCUCUUCCUGCUUACAUUGACCACACACUCUGUCCAGAUUGAGGACAAUAAGAUCCCCAGCCUUUGCGCUGGGCACCCUGGAAUUCCAGGCACCCCCGGGAUCCAUGGGAACCAAGGCCUGCCAGGCAGAGAUGGGCGUGACGGGCGUGACGGAGCAGCAGGGAUGCCGGGAGAAAAGGGCGAAGUUGGUCAGCCAGGUAAGGUUGGGGGGGCUGGGAGAGCACUAUUAUUUCCAGGUCCAUUUCUAUCAUGCUAAGCAAGCUAAUUCUGCAGAAGCUCUGAAGUGGAUAAUUCCAGCAUUAUUGUCUCACAGCGUAUUGGGGGAAGGAGUCCACUCUGUGUUAUCAACUCCAUAGAGCAGGGCCAGCCUGUCUGGUGACCCAUUUUUGCCUGUGUGGACAGCCAGCUGGUUUUCAGAGCUAUGCAAGCCCCAACCAUCAGCAGCUGGGCACGGCUAUAAUGGCCUCACAAGCCAAAUGGGGAGGCCUGGCAGAAGUAAUAAGACCUGUGGGCUGGAAGUUCCUCAACCCUCUGAGGGAAACGAGGUCAUUUAAAUUAAGACCCAAACUUCUAACCAUUGUAGUUGCCAUAAGCAAGACGAGGGGAUAGCUGGUGUUUUGCUUUCUACUGAGUUCUCUCUUUUCUGUCAAUUAAUUUUUAUUGCUUUUCAAAAAAAAAAAAUCAUCAAAUUAACAUCAAAUUAAUUCAGAUUUAAUACAAAUUUGAAAGUUGACUUUCCACCCCGCCAUCUUGAUGUUUCUCUCAAUGUUACAUAAUUUCCUCAUUCCAUUUCAAGAGAAGAGUAAGAUAAAAAAGAAAAAAAAGUUAGCAAAAGAUGCAAACGAAGAACUUCCGAUUUCCCAUCUGCCAGUAACAGAAAAUGUGUGUGUGUGUAUGUAUACACAAACAAAAAAUACAUACACACAUACAUACAGUGGUACCUCUGUUUUUGAACGUCUCCGUUGUCGAACAUUUCAGUUUUCGAACGCUGUAAGCCCAGAAGUAAAUGCUUCAUUUUUCGAACGCACCUUGGAAGUCACACCAGAAACGCAGCUUCCGUAUUGAAUUUUCCGUUUUGAGUUUUCCAUAUUGAGUUUUCCGUUUUGAGGCUUCUGUGCUGACUUUUUGGUUUUCAAAUAUUUCAGAACUCAAACGGUCUUCUGGAAUGGAUUAUGUUUGAAAACUGAGGUACCACUGUAUGUAAAAUCACCCUCCGUCCAUGCAAAAAAUAAUAAUAUUUAAAACCUUCAGUCCAUGCAAACAUCCAUCUUCUCCACUUUCUGUUAAGCAACUUCUUUAAAGUCAGGGUGCCUCAGAAUCAUUUGUUCUUUUUCCCUACGAAAAGUCCAAGACAGGUUCCAUAAUUAUUAAUAAAUGUUAGCCCUAAUUCCUGCCACCAUUACUCCAUAAUGCAUAGUACUAAAUUCUUCCACCCAUAUCCGUGUUAAAUCCUCUCCACGGCAAAAACACAUUAGAUCCAUAUUCCAUUCUCAAACAUAUCCUAACACUGUCCUUGGUUGUUGUUGUUUUCAUUCCGUAAAGGAGCAGUGGGCCCUACAGGGGAAAGAGGCAGCCCUGGCCUCAAUGGGUUUCCCGGAGAGAAAGGGGCGCCUGGGGAGUGCGCAGUGGCCCCCCGCUCAGCUUUCAGCGCCAAGCGCUCCGAGUCUCGCAGCCCUCCCUUGGCCGACCAGCCAAUCGUCUUCGACGUGGUUCUGGUCAACGAGCAGGGACAUUACGACGGCAACACGGGGAAGUUCCUCUGCGAGAUUCCGGGACUAUACUACUUCGCCGUCCAUGCCACCGUCUACCGCAUGAGCCUCCAGUUCGACAUUAUGAAGAAUGGCAAGUCGGUGGCCUCCUUCUUCCAGUUCUACGGCAACUGGCCCAAGCCUACAUCGCUGUCCGGUGGCACCCUGGUGCGGCUGGAGCCGGAGGAUGAAGUCUGGGUGCAGGUAGGGGUAGGGGACUACCUUGGCUUCUACUCCAGCAUCAAGACAGAUAGCACUUUCACAGGAUUCCUGGUCUACUCCUACUGGCAAAACUCUCCCGUCUUUGCCUGAGAGAUGCCACUCUCCGCCACGCGAUUUGCGGAGGACUCCCUUUCUUGGCUCUGCCACAGCUGUCGUCCGUGGGGAUACCUGUGGCCCUUCUUAACCCGAGGGGUGUUGCGCCCCUUUAGCUAAUGCCUGUAAAAGGGUUGUAGGUUCUUCCCAGAAGGUGUCUGGCAACCCCUCAGGCCAGGGUCAGGAUAGCUGUGCAGCAGAGAAGCUAAGUGACCUUUGUAGUGUACUAGCAAACAGUGUACUCCUUGCGGAGUAGAUUUACUUUCUAUAUCUAUACACAUACAUACUUAGGGCUGUGCCCCGCUUGCUUCGCUUGCCAGCCCCACCUAACCCUUUGGUAACCACCCUGCCCCACAUCAGAUGUCAAAUGACAAUAUGACUUUUAGAAGACAUCUGAAGGCAGCCCUGUAGAGGGAAGUUUUUAAUGUCUGAUGUUUUGUUGUGUUUUUAUAUUUUGCUGGAAGAUGCCUAGAGUGGCAGGGGAAACCCAGUCAGAUGGGUGGCAUGUUAAUACAGUUGUACCUCGGGUUAAGAACUUAAUUCGUUCCGGAGGUCCAUUCUUAACCUGAAACUGUUCUUAACCUGAAGCACCACUUUAGCUAAUGAGGCCUCCUGCUGCCACCGUGCCACUGCUGCACGAUUUCUGUUCUCAUCCUGAAGCAAAGUUCUUAACCUGAGGUAAUAUUUUUGGGUUAGCGGAGUCUGUAACCUGAAGCGUAUGUAACCUGAAGUGUAUGUAACCCAAGGUACUACUGUAAUAAAAUUAUUAUUAUUAUUAUUAUCUAACCAGCCACCCUCCGUUUACACCCCCUUGUCCUCCCCUUGCAGCGCGCCUGAACCUCCACACAUUUUUAAAGGAGGAGGGAGGCACAGUUGACUGAAUGGCUCUAUGAAGCGCCUCUCUUUCCUCUGUCAAACCUCACGGCAGGCAUGUUUGACCGAGGUCAGCCAGGAGCCAUUCAAGAGCUUGCCUGGGCUACCCUGUCAUUUCUCGUGCUGCAGCUGACGUGGCCAUCUGUCGGCAGUCCUGUGAACUGCAAAGCAUGACAUUCAGUCCUUUUGUUUGUUUAUAGGGAGACAGGCCACACUUUCCCACAGUUCCUCAGAAGCAGUCCAACUGGAAGGGGCUGGUGUAUUUCUGCAGCUCCUCCUCUCCUUGUCAAAGGGGAAGGAGGGUCCAGAGCAAGAUCGCUAGGAUCAAACCCCUAUUAAACCAUGAAAUCAAUCUUAACUCGUAUAUGGCAUUUAGGGCCGGGCGGUAUCUGGUUUUCAACAUCAUGAUAUAUCACCAACUAAACCUCGUGAUAUACCAGUGGAGCUGGCAGAGUUAACAAGGGCUGCAGGAUUCAAGAGAAGCAUUGGCUGGCUUCAUGAUUUCCCCCACAUUGUGAUUUUUGCAUAGCACACACACACACACACACACACACACACACACACACACAUUUUGAUUCCCAAUAUAUUCCCAGGUCAAAAAUGAUGGAACCAAUAACACAAUGUGGACUUCAAAUGGGUUUUGGAUGAUAUAUUGAUAUAUUACCUAGCCCUAGUGGCAUUGCAGAGAGAAAUUAGAGUAAUCGCCCAAAUGAAAAAUGCCACAGAAGGAAUUAUUUAAAAACAACAGUACAGUGGUCCCUCUGGUUAAGAGCGCUUCAGGUUAUGAACACUUCAGGUUAUGAGCUCCGUUAACCCGGAAGUAGCUGCUCCUGGUUGCGAACUUUGCCCCAGGAUGUGAACGGAAAUCGUGCGCCAGAGGGGCGCGCACAGCGGGAGGCCCCAUUAGCUAAAGCGUGCCUCAGGAUAAGAACGGUUUCAGCUUAAGAACGGACCUCCAGAACAAAUUAAGUUUGUAACCAGAGGUACCACUGUAAUAGUGUGAAUGGGUCAUUUCCCAUGUUAUCUUCUUAAUAGGGUAGCACAUGCACAGAAGCCUCCCUGCCCUCUCUUGCUAUGGCAGCCUGUAGUGGCUGUUAGAAGGUUCCAACAGCCACUACAGGCAGCCACAGAUCCAGAGUCUUCUCUUGCAACAUUCCCAACUAUGAAAGGGGCCCAUCACUGCUCACUCAUUUAAUUUUAACCUAAAAAGGACUGGAAAUCAAGGCUCUGGCUGUGUUGUUUUCCAUCUGGUAGGAAAAUAGCCUCUUUCCUAUUAGGUAGCCUAGGGCAAGAUAAAGGUUGCAAGCUGACUGCUCUGCUCACAGCCCAACUGCAGAGAAUAUAUAUCAGAAAGGGUGCACAAAUUCUCAUUCAUGGAGCAAGCAGCAAUAAGAAGUAUAGCGUAGAUGUUAUAGACGUGUGGCAUGAGUUAUCCACUAGGGGGCUCCCUGAGCCCAAAGUUUAAAAAGUUUGCUGGCCAAGUUAAUUAACCCUAGAAUGGAUUUUGUUUGUAAGAUUGUUUCACGCAUGACAUUUCUUUUUUCCGACAUGGAAAUUUGAGUCUGUUAGUCUAUUAUUCCUGUAUGCAAAGGAUGUGUAUAUGUAUAUAGUCACUCUUUUGUUCUUAGUCUUCCAAAGUGUUUUAAAUAUAAUGAAAGGAUUUGAGUGCUGUUUUAUAUCUCUGUAUUGGGGGGGGGUGAGUAUCGGUGUUUGGAGAGAUCUUUUUUACUGGUAGAAAGCAUUUUGGAGGGAGGUGUUGCAAUGUUUUUUCCGACUCCUGCUCCUCAACAUUUUACAGCAGCCCAAUAAAGAGAAAAUAAGUGGGUGACAUCCCGCCCCCCGCAUUAAACAGAGUUAAAGAGAGCAAAACUUCAUCUGUUUCAAUUCUUGUAUACUAGAAAUUAAAGAACCUAUUGAUUCAUUCCCUGUUUUUGAACUGAUGAAUUCAUCAAUUUAACCUCUAAGCCACAUUGCAUAUAGUUAUUCCUUCAACAUGGACCUUUCUUUGGAUGUUGGAGGCUGUAUAAGGGAUUUUAAAAGGUACCAUAAAGACAUAGUCAGGUAUUUUAAACGAUUUCCACUGUUGUGCUAUAGUGAUCCUGGCAGCAUCCGUGUCAAAAGUUCAUUUGGAUGAAAUAUCUUCAUAGUGCCUGUCCAUGUAUUUAGUAGGAAUAACUGAGUAGAUAUUUGAAUAUGUGUUUUGAUAAUCUUUGAAAUCUCCUAAUAAAUUUCAUUCCAGAGUGACGCAACCUGUGGGCAUUCCCACCAGAGAUGGGGAAAGUUCAUUUAUUCCUUCAACCUGCCUGAUGAAUGGUUUAUUGGAAUUUGGGAUAGUUGAAUGGGUAUGUGAUACGGUAUUGAUGAAUAUACUAGCUCAAUGCAAAUAGGCCAAUGCUCAAGAGGACCC